AUGGAAGUGCUCGACGACGCCAACGCCUUGCUGGCUCCUCUUCCCUUCGUCCUUCACCUCUGCUCGCUCUCGGAACUACAGCACUUGUCUCAAGUAUCACGCAAUAUAUCAGAUGUGUGUGAACUCGAGUGGCGUCUGCGCACCCUAGCGCGCUUCGGGACGCUACGCUUUGUCACGGACCAAUGGCGUCGCUGCUAUCUGCUCCGCGCACAGUUUCGGUGCAAAGCGGUGGAACAAGUGACGGCACGGGUUUAUCUUAUGAAUAAUCGGGGGGAAACGAGGUUUUUUACAACCGAGAGAGGGACCCCUCUCAUGUGUUCGCGCGAGCGAGCUCUGGUGUAUAGCCGGUGCAAGCGGAUGUUUGACCUCUCAUUAAGAAUAAACCGGUCCAUCCAAGAACUCUCGACGUUAAUUGGCAUGGUCUCGGUCGACGAAGCACGUGGUCUAUUGGAUGAACAUAUCAGUCUCAUGGCUUCUGUUGCAGCACUGAAAAGCUCGCUCCAUUUCGAGAGUGAACUCUUUCAACUUGUCCCGGCGCCGAUAUUAUUGGAUACGAACUCGCUAUUGCGAGUCAACUACAGAUUUGAAGCCCAAGAAGAUGCCGAGUUUCUACAGUCCUCGCUGAUCAUGAUGCAAGUCUGGGCAUCGAUUGAUGGGCUCAUUUAUCGACCGUUGGCGCCACCGGCUACGAUUCAGCCAACAACUCGUAUCAUCCAGAGUCAGCACAUUGGAGAGAACGUGGAGGAAGUGAUGGCUUACUCGUCAAUGAAGCUUCAUGAACUGUCAGGGAUGACAGUGAAUAUCGAUGAUAAUACGUUGCGGUACAGACUGCAGGGAGACGAAAUGUGUGUCAAUGCUUUGGUGAGCAACACGUACUUGCUCUAUCUGUUCAAUCCGCUGCAGUAUCGUCCGUCAGAUUGGACAUUCGAGGCAAUGCUUCAGGUUGGUGAGACGACAUACGUUCUGCCUGUGCAGAGAGAAGGUGUGUUUCUGAAUGCUACGUCCCAUGCACUGAGGAUCUUUCUUUCUUAUGGUAAGCUGCCAGACAAGUCAACUUCACGGUUGCCAACGAAGAAAAUGUCGAUUGACGACCAAGAGCAACAGAGUGAGUCAGCGGGAGUGGCCGGUGCAACUACAGAAGAUCCUCUACUUGAUGGUGCUCGUGGAGCUGAGGACAGCAAGCCGCUGGAAAUCCCAUACGAAGGACAACACGAGAUUUUCGCGUUCCACCUGACUGCAACAAACCGAAUCUCGAAGAAAACGUGCGUCGUGGCGUCUAAAGCGACGUAUCUGUCGCUAGUACCACCACCCAGUGAUACAGUGACUGGUGGUUCACGUCUUGGACAACAGACUGUCGAAGUGUCAACAACGAUGUCUAACGACUCGAUACGAGGAGACGAAGAGGAUGAUAGCAAUACCUCUGCAACAUCACAUGGUGGUAUAGUGGCGCUGGAGCGACACGUGCACCUCCCUUCCGACGCCAUGAUCUGCUACUAUUUUGCUCCGAGUUGUUGUCUCCAGUAUGUGGAGUUUGCAAUUGGGUUCGAGCCGUUAAUGCACCUUCUUGGUGUUGCCAAGUUCCUGUCCGAUACGUUGGUUUCUUGCUAG
Molecule: messenger RNA, 1608 nt
Organism: Peronospora matthiolae
Lineage: Eukaryota; Oomycota; Peronosporomycetes; Peronosporales; Peronosporaceae
Source: the annotation of a GenBank genome assembly